AUGCCAAGUCGCGUUCAGUCAGGGCGACGGGAAGCCAAGGGGAAGGUGACGUCGACAGGCGCGGCGUUUCAGGAGCGGAGCAGGUGGCGAGAGGCCCAGCGCAAUCUGGGCGCGAUAAGUGAUCUCUUUCGGACCGGGUAUGGAGGGAUUAAAUCAAACAAGUAUCUGCGUCCAUGGGGUAGCGGAGAGAAGAGGGAGGAGCAUGGAGUCGAUGUCGCCGACACGCAUAUGGGAGAAGGGUUGAGUUGGAUCGGGCUGAGACAGUCGGAGUUAACUAGCGUGUGGAGAAUGCCUAGACGUCUUACUGUAGCAAGCCAAAUUGACGUACGUUAUGCGCGAUGUAUACGACAAUUUUGA
Coccidioides immitis RS is the source of this 357-nucleotide messenger RNA. RefSeq lists its product as uncharacterized. Lineage: Eukaryota; Fungi; Ascomycota; Eurotiomycetes; Onygenales; Onygenaceae. The coding region runs from base 1 to 357 and encodes 118 amino acids. The transcript has a single exon. The record is from RefSeq and is a predicted model, not a curated record.